Guillardia theta CCMP2712 is the source of this 642-nucleotide messenger RNA. RefSeq lists its product as hypothetical. Lineage: Eukaryota; Cryptophyceae; Pyrenomonadales; Geminigeraceae. The record is from RefSeq and is a predicted model, not a curated record. The transcript has 2 exons. The annotation marks the transcript as partial.
AUCAAUGUUUACACUUACAGUCAAGCAGUCCAGAAGCUGAGAGCAAUGGAUGUUGUCCCAUUUGAGAACAAGAUUCCCAAGAUUUACACUUCAACUAUCCCACAUCCUGCGAAGGUCGAUUAUUUUCAUUAUGCGGUUGACAACACAGAUGUCUGUUCUGGAUACGUUUUCACAGGACCGCCAUUCGGGCUCGUCAGUCUACGCCAAGACGUAUAUUUCCGCCUGAAGGAAAAAGGGAUGGCAGGCGAUACUGUGAAACACAAUUUUACGGAGCAUCUCAGAUACAAGUAUCUGCUUUACAAUGAUGGGAACUCCUUGUCCGACAGAACUCGGAUCUUGCUUCCCAUCCAUGCUGUGAUGAUUCGCCGGCGUGGUUCGGCAUACGAAGAAUUUUACACCUACAAACUAAAAGAAAAUACUCACUUCGUCAGCUAUCAAGAUACGACAGAAUUGAAGCAAAUUGUGAUUCGUUUAGAAUCGUUUCCCCAUCUGAGCAAGAAAAUCAUCCAAGAGAACAACGCCUUUGUUGAUGAACAGCUGACUUUUGAAAAUGUUUUAGAGUAUACUGCACAUCUUCUACAUGAGCUACUUGUAACCUAAUAAAUGAAUCUGGCCACCUACGAAGGAAGGCUUAGUACAAGC